UGAACAUUUUGCACACAAAAGCGAAACUGAUUUGUAUUUUCGGGUUUUGUCACUGAAUUUGAUCCCAAAUUAGAUGUCAUGUAAAUCCAAUUGAAUCAACGCAUCCGCUGAAGAGUCGACCACAACAUGAAUCUCUACUUCACCGAAGAGUACGUGAAUCAAGUGCUCGGGCAGUACCACAACUCCAGGAGUCCCAUCAAGAGGUCGGUGACACCGCGGAUGACCCCCACCACCACCUCCUACGCCGACAACAGACAACACAUAACUCCCGAGUUUUUCGCCACCGAAGAGCUCCGCAGAAGACAAUUGAAUAAAUCGACGUUUAAGGGCUUCGAUCAGCGCAUGGGCUUCGGAGGUAUGCCCCUCACGAGCAGCCAAUCACGUGCGGCCACACCGAUGAUCAACCCAUCGACAAUUGCGGCUGUCAAUGAGUCUAUCGUUCGCCAGUUGUCGGAGCCGUUGAUUACGAGCGACUCGUUUGCCAUUCACUCGUCGUUUCCCACAAACGGGUCGGGGAUGGCGUCCCAUACCUCCCGGCGCGGGGCUAUGCGUUCGCCCAGACGUGCCUAUAAGCCGACGCUUAUUAACCACACGUCGCCGCCCAAGGCUAGGAGCACAGGGAUACCAUAUAGCGGUAACCCUAUGCCAUACACAGCCAAAGUCAUUGACUACCAGUCCAACAGUGGCCAGGGAUGGCAGUCUGUCAACCGGGUGCGCCCGUUGGCUACAGUAGAUCAGUUCCCUGAGGUGUCACCACUCGGUGAACUAAAUGCCCGUCCCAUGAGGUCAUUGAUGACUCGCCACGAGAUACUAGUCCAACAAAACCGCACCAAAAGGGCGCUCCAGAGUGUGAACGCACUGCAAGCGGCCAUCGCUGCUGUGUCUAAGAGAGCACCGGUAGCUGCAAAGCCUACAUUUCAACAGCUAAGACCCAUACUUAAGAACACAACUAAAAGUGGAGGUCAGGCGCCGCCUAUUGGCGAUCGGUUUGGGCGAAUGAGAGCUAAUCAGUUAGUGUCGGCGGCUAAACAUACGUUGACUACCAAACAGACAUCCCUGUCAUCGAGGCGGACAUUAAUGGGCAGACAGUCGACGCUCAGCAGCCAGAGGUCGGGGGUUAGCCGUCAACAGUCGACUGUCGGUCCGUUGUUUCAGCCCAACUCCGGGCCCAGUGGUCUAGUGGUGUCCAAAGGGUCGCGUGUUAUGCGCGACUCAUUAGCGCCAGGAUAUGAAAGCGACGGCAUUAUCAAGAUAGUGGACAUGGAGGACCAGAAUAUAGGCUUUUAUUGCUACCAUUGCGACACAUAUAUCGAUGAACUACAGGCGCUCGGAAAGCACUGUAAACUCUAUGCCCAUAGAAAUAAUAUGAGUAGAAAUGCGGCGAAUCCUCUGCAGAAUCCGUUGAAUAAGAAGUUGAUUUCGGAUCAGUUUAUAGCCGAUGAUAAACUUGCGUCCAUUGGACUCACCGCCGACACUGUGUUACGCAUGGAAUUGGAUCGCAUACCCAUUGAGUGCAAGCAUUACUAUUACAUCAAAGGCAUACGCCUCCAGAACCCCGGUGGGGCCCACCCUUACCACUGCAAUUUUUGCGACAAAUCCAUUGACUCGUUGUCGGCGAUCGACAGCCACUUAUCGUCGGACAGCCACCAAAAGCAGGAAAAGAGGCUGACGUUUGCCAAGUUUAUGGCGCAGUCAACGGAGCCGAUAGCGGGCCUGGAGUUUGUCACGGAGUACACGUGCGCCGACUCCGGACAGCCUACCUAUGAGUGCCAACUGUGCCAAAAGUUCCACGACUCGUACGACAUGUAUCUACACGUGUGCUCUUUCGGGCACUGGAUCCGUGUGUUGAAAGCGUUUAAUCCGAACGAAACGAUUUUGGAUAAGAUAUCGGAGACGCCGCGAGUGGUUAAGGAGAUCGAGCGCCGGGUGGCGGACGUGCAGCGCCGGGUGGGCACCGGUAGUGUCGUGCGAGUGAACGGCAAACCAAACCCGAGUCGACGCCUGCGAACAGUGACACCGAUUCGACGGCCGGACGCUACUGUCGAAGUGAUUGACAUCGAUGUGAGCGAUGAUGAGGGGAUGGAUAAGUGGAUGGAAAUGGAUUAUGAUUUGCGCCGCAAGUGUGCCAUUAGGGUGACCACUGAUGUCGAAAACGCCAGAGCGGAACGGGUGCUACAGGCGCUCAAAGACGCUGUGGUUAAGUACUAUUUCGAUAAAAUACCGGUCAAUACACGGAAUGAGUUGAUGCAUAAAGUGAUCACCGGAUAGGAUUAGGGAUGUGUAGGUGAUUGUACUGACACUUCCGCACCCACAGCACCAGCUCCGGGACGGGUAGGCGUAGGGGUCGGCCACCCAAACGGGAGCAAACUUAACCCAUAAAUAGUCUAACAUUUCAAUUGAUUCUCAUUUUUUAUGUCUCAUUUGUACAGUAUUUCAUACACACUGUCCACAUAACUAUUAGUUACAUUUAAUUGCUGUGUAAUUGCGUUGACCCUGUUUAUUAAUUUAAUUUUAUAUUCUAUGUAAAACUAAUUAUAAUAAAU
Messenger RNA from Oppiella nova, 2543 nucleotides. The record is from the annotation of a GenBank genome assembly. NCBI's taxonomy places the organism in Eukaryota, Metazoa, Arthropoda, Arachnida, Sarcoptiformes, Oppiidae.